Messenger RNA from Anguilla anguilla (European eel), 412 nucleotides. Its product is annotated as histone H3. Bases 2 to 412 code for a protein of 136 amino acids. Gene Ontology annotation, cellular component: nucleosome. Gene Ontology annotation, molecular function: structural constituent of chromatin; DNA binding; protein heterodimerization activity. The transcript has a single exon. NCBI's taxonomy places the organism in Eukaryota, Metazoa, Chordata, Actinopteri, Anguilliformes, Anguillidae. The record is from RefSeq and is a predicted model, not a curated record.
AAUGGCCAGAACCAAGCAGACUGCUCGUAAAUCUACAGGUGGCAAAGCUCCCAGAAAGCAGCUUGCUACCAAAGCUGCUCGUAAAAGCGCCCCAGCUACUGGCGGCGUGAAGAAGCCUCACCGCUACAGGCCUGGUACAGUAGCCUUGAGAGAAAUUCGUCGCUAUCAAAAGUCCACUGAGCUGCUGAUUCGUAAACUACCCUUCCAGCGCCUGGUGAGAGAAAUCGCCCAGGAUUUCAAGACCGACCUUCGCUUUCAGAGCUCGGCCGUCAUGGCUCUGCAGGAGGCCAGCGAGGCGUAUCUGGUUGGUCUGUUCGAGGACACCAACCUGUGUGCCAUCCACGCCAAGAGGGUGACCAUCAUGCCCAAAGACAUCCAGCUGGCUCGCCGUAUCCGUGGCGAGCGUGCUUGA